Molecule: messenger RNA, 1045 nt
Organism: Dalotia coriaria
Lineage: Eukaryota; Metazoa; Arthropoda; Insecta; Coleoptera; Staphylinidae
Gene: Arf102F
Product: ADP-ribosylation factor 2
Exons: 4
Coding region: 212-754 (180 amino acids)
Biological process (GO): vesicle-mediated transport; intracellular protein transport
Cellular component (GO): plasma membrane; cytoplasm
Molecular function (GO): GTPase activity; GTP binding
Source: RefSeq, a predicted model, not a curated record
GUACUUCAUACAUUUCGUAAAUUCGUAUUUGUACGCGUAGUCGCGCUGCUCGCAGUGUCGACUGUGUCGGCGUCAUUCACACGGUGUGUAUACAAGUUCGGUACGAGCAGCCGCACCGCACCAGUAUCACUCGUUACGACGUGGCAGUGGCGCAUUUUCGCAAUUACAACGACCGAUUCAAUCGCAGGGAAAGCCGCCGCACGCCACCAUCAUGGGCCUGACGAUAUCCAGCGUCCUCACGAAGCUCUUCGGCAAGAAGCAGAUGCGCAUUCUGAUGGUCGGGCUUGAUGCUGCCGGCAAGACCACAAUCCUGUACAAAUUGAAGUUGGGCGAGAUUGUGACGACGAUUCCAACGAUCGGCUUCAACGUCGAAACUGUCGAGUACAAGAACAUCUGCUUUACGGUGUGGGACGUCGGCGGUCAGGAUAAAAUCCGUCUUUUGUGGCGUCACUACUUCCAGAACACUCAGGGACUUAUCUUUGUGGUGGACUCCAAUGACAGGGAGAGGAUUGGGGAAGCUCAGAAGGAGCUACAGAAUAUGUUACAAGAGGACGAACUGCGUGAUGCAGUGCUGCUUGUAUUUGCCAACAAGCAGGAUCUACCAAACUCCAUGAAUGCUGCAGAACUCACAGAUCUUCUACAGUUGAAUCAGCUACGUAAUCGUCAAUGGUAUAUCCAGUCCACAUGUGCCACCCAAGGUGAAGGUUUGUAUGAGGGUCUAGACUGGUUGUCCAAUGAGUUGGCUAAGAAGUAAACUCAACCAGCCGAGAAAUAAGCAUGCCAACUGCGUUUUAGUUAACACACAACACACUCUUAUAUAUAAAGCAUAAUGCGUUUUGUUUUUUCAUAUAACGAAUCUCCGUCGAAUCAGCACUUCUUUAAUGUAACGUUUUUGGUUUGUGAUUGGCGGAUUUUCCUCAAAAUUUAGUAAUUAAAAUUGGUACAUAUUAAGCAUUUGAAACAUGUUAUUCUUAAGUUAAUUUCUAAUAUUCCUCUUUGUGAUUUAUGUAAGUAUUUAAUAAGAAAAAUACAAAAUUUAGACGAA